AGACGGCAGGAAAGCGUCCGCCUUGCCUGACUGCUGAGCCGAUUUGAGAAACGCAGCCCGCUCAGGCGUUACAAACACCUCGGUCCCUGCGAAGAGGCUGACAAGAGAAUAAUCCUCGGAGUCUGCUGCCAUCAGCACGGUCCUUCCGGGGGUCCUCACUCGACAUAUGUUCCCUAGCCCACUUGGACAGCCUCAGCAGCGCAUCCUCAGGCACAACCUCCCCUCUGAGCUCCUCUCUCAGCACUUCGGGCAACCCAUCCGCCGCCCUGUCAAUCUUCUCCCUCAAGUGCACCGGUACCGUGAUCAAGGUCUCCAUGAUAUGUCAAAAUUCAAACCAUUGUUUUUUUCUACACAUGACUACACUCUACCAUGUCCGACCAUGAUGGCGGCGACGCCGAUCCCGCGAGGGUCAUUGACGAGCACACGGAUAUGACGACUCUGACGGAUCAAGAGAUCAUGCGUCUAACUGAAUCCAUGGGACAGGAGGACGUCACGUCGCGGCCCCUCAUCAGCGCACCCGUGCCGCUCAGCGUCAUUCGCGACGAGUACAAGAACGGCUCAUCCACCGUCCUCAAGAAGAUUGACUGGCUACAAGCCAACGGAUGGGAUCAGGUGUGGAGGGCCCGAGGAGAUGGCGACUGCUUCUACCGAUCCUUCACCAUUGCGUACUUUCUCCGCAUACUCCAUUCAUCCGAGCCUCAGCUCCAGGCCAACCUCGCCUUCGACGCUGUUCAACGCGCUCUCCCUGCCAUGCAGCAGGUCGGAUUUGACCCAGAUCUCUACGAGGAAUUCCUCGAACCCCUGCUCGUCCUCCUCCGCGGCUUUGAUGCCGACACGCCGACCGAAUGGACCCUCAUUCAACAGCUACAAGACGCCGAGCGCAGCAACUGUAUCGUCGUUGCCCUCCGCCUGGUCACCUCUGCCUACAUUCGCACGCACGAAGACGUCUUCUCCCCCUUUCUUCUCUCGCCAACGACUUUUCUCCCGCUGACCACGGACGAUUUCUGCCGCCAAGAGGUCGAACCGUGUGGGAAAGAAGCAGACCACGCUCAAAUCAUGGCGCUCUCCGAAGCCCUCCACAUGGGCGUCCGCAUCGCCUACCUCGACCGAAGCGAGGUCCAAGACAUCAAUUGGGUGUCAUUCGGGCCAGAGACUGAGGACCCCCUGACUCUGUUGUAUAGACCUGGACAUUACGAUGUUGUGACAAAGGAUCACCUCCUUGCAUGAUCAAGUGUACCUCUUAGCUGCCGAGCCAGAUCACUCCCGCGCAUGCGUCGGCGCCU
Molecule: messenger RNA, 1283 nt
Organism: Kockovaella imperatae
Lineage: Eukaryota; Fungi; Basidiomycota; Tremellomycetes; Tremellales; Cuniculitremaceae
Product: peptidase C65 Otubain-domain-containing protein
Exons: 5
Coding region: 370-1227 (285 amino acids)
Biological process (GO): protein K48-linked deubiquitination
Cellular component (GO): nucleus
Molecular function (GO): cysteine-type deubiquitinase activity; ubiquitin binding
Source: RefSeq, a predicted model, not a curated record